AUGCUGCAACCACCUCGACUGACCGUCUGGUCGUCUAUCGAUGACCUCAAACAUCUAAAAUCAUUGCUCUACGACCAAAAUGCCGAUUACGAUGGCAGACCGCAGGCUCUUGAAGUUAUCAGAGCCUGGUCGUCUCGCGGCCGUCUUCCCCACGCCAUAGAAUCUACCUCCCAUUUGACAGAAUGCCUGCUGAACGAUACUCCUAACCAAUCAGAACUUCUGAUCCGAAUGUCCUACUCGACCGCUAUCUGUCGCUUUGUAAAUGGUCUGUUAGACCCGGCGCAAAAGUCACAUUUUGCAGUAUCCAUGUAUAGUCUAGCUCAGGAAUUGGGGUUACCGGCGUCAUUUGUGGAUGUUAGGCAUGCGGCAACACAUGAGGCGCUUCCACCACUGGGUGUGUUGAGGACAACAUGUGCAAGAGGCUUAGAUUGGCUUUGGGCGAAUUAUUGGGAGAAGGUGGAAGAGGUUGGGGGUGUCGUUGAUGCUGAGGCUGUGGGGAAAGGAGGGGAGGUUGUUGAUCAAGAGAGGGUGUCUAGAGUACAGGGUUUACUCGAAAGAUGGGAGGCCUUGAAGAAGAGCGCGCAAGGGCGAUACCGAGAGGCUUCGAAAAGAAAAGAAGAGAGGGGUGAGACGAAUAUAUGUUCAGAGCUUGAAGUUAUAUUCAAGAAAUCGGCGGGUAUGGAUAUUCUGCUGGAAAUACUUGUGCACGAACAUUUGCUGGUCACGGACGAUACUAGGUCCAUGAUGUCAAUCUACAAGACGACAGAGAGUUGGAGGCCACUGAUACAGGAACUUGAUCUUCGGGUUGAAGAAUUCACAUCUGGCUUAUUCAAUACCUUCCUCGAAGCCAUGCAGGAAGUUGAGGAUACAAAAGACGAGAACAAGGACGAAUUUGCGGAGUCCGAGAGUGAAUACACAUACCAAUGGCUGGAAUUCUUGAUCGGACUUGUUCUUAAAGGAAAACUAGCUGCUGACAGCGCUAGUCUACUUGAUGACGUUGUUUCUCGAUGCAUAUUAUCACGGAACCUUUGGUGUCUGCGGCUGGCAGAGUACGCAAUCGGGCAAUCUACUUUACUCGAAACCAAAUACUCUCAAGCAUGCACAAUGGCAAAGAAGCAAUUGACAGCGACUCCCAAACCAGCGUCUAAUCCCACCAGCAAACAUCCAACAUCCAAUCUAUUAGCCGCUUUAGCUACUGAUAAAGAUUCGAGCAUGGAUUUAGAUCAGGAACUCGAAGGUUUCAAGACGAAGCUCCGAAAUAUGCAAGUACAACGUGAGCAAUGGGGCUUAAACAAGAAAAUUGAGGCUGCAGAAAACGCUAAGGCAAACCUCGAUACCUCCACUGUUGUAAUGAACGGUAACAAGGCGGCAAGAUUUCGUAGAGUGGAGGCAGAUUGGACACCAAGGCCAAUGGGAAUCGCGUGA
Molecule: messenger RNA, 1425 nt
Organism: Orbilia oligospora ATCC 24927
Lineage: Eukaryota; Fungi; Ascomycota; Orbiliomycetes; Orbiliales; Orbiliaceae
Exons: 4
Coding region: 1-1425 (474 amino acids)
Biological process (GO): maturation of LSU-rRNA; maturation of 5.8S rRNA
Cellular component (GO): preribosome, large subunit precursor; Las1 complex
Molecular function (GO): endonuclease activity
Source: RefSeq, a predicted model, not a curated record